Messenger RNA from Parastagonospora nodorum SN15, 906 nucleotides. RefSeq lists its product as hypothetical. Bases 1 to 906 code for a protein of 301 amino acids. Gene Ontology annotation, cellular component: mitochondrion. The record is from RefSeq and is a predicted model, not a curated record. Gene Ontology annotation, molecular function: methyltransferase activity; nucleic acid binding. Gene Ontology annotation, biological process: methylation. Lineage: Eukaryota; Fungi; Ascomycota; Dothideomycetes; Pleosporales; Phaeosphaeriaceae. The transcript has 2 exons.
AUGACCCAAGAUCAUGAAGCUACAGCUGCAAUUCAGGCGCUUACCAAGUACUUGGGAGAGCAGAAGGAAACACUCAGAUCGAUAAUCCCAGACGACAUAUUUGACGCCCUACAUAAAAGCUCUGUAAUCAAGAGUAAUGGCAACAAAUUUCGUUCGACCAUUCGCGUGUCAGACUUCUAUCUACCCAUUGCCCCGGACCAUGAACCAGAGAUUACUCCGCUAUACUACAUCCACUCAUCUUUUCCAGCCUCGUCAGAUGCAGUCUUCUUUGGGCCUGACACGUACCUUUUCAUUGGCUUUCUGCAGACCAUCAGCGAACACAUGCUGCAGUCACCGAAUUGCGUUGUGGAUGUGUGUUGCGGAUCAGGCGCCGGCGCGAUACAUAUGGCAAGAACAUACCCACAUGCAGAAGUCAUUGGACUAGACCUAAAUCCGCGUGCACUGAGCUUGGGUGGUGUCAAUGCUCGCUUGGCUGGCACAGAAGUUACUUUUCACGAGUCUGAUCUAUACGCCGCUGUACCCGAAACCCUCAAAUCCAGUGGCAUUGAUCUCAUCGUCAGCAAUCCUCCAUACAUUGCUUCUUGUCCGAAGAACGAAGAAGACCUACCAAUAUACGCGGACGGCGGUGCAGAAUUCGGUCUUGACAUCUCGUUACGCAUUGUGGAAGAAGGCAUGAAGAUAUUGGCAUCGAAUGGCAUGAUUAUCGUUUACACCGGGGUUGCCAUUCCGGUCGACGACCCUGGUCACGAUGCAUUUCUGGAGAAAUUGAAUAGGGUGGAAGAUGCAGAGUUGGUUGAGUACAAAAUCUUACACCCUGAUAUGUGGCCAGAAGAGAUUGGGCGAGGCGCGUAUGCGGAUGUUGGUAGGAUACAAGCAGUGGGUGCUGCACUGCGAAAGAAGUCUUGA